Molecule: messenger RNA, 1145 nt
Organism: Somion occarium
Lineage: Eukaryota; Fungi; Basidiomycota; Agaricomycetes; Polyporales; Cerrenaceae
Source: the annotation of a GenBank genome assembly
AGAUACCUAUCGACUCAUUUAUUGAAAUCAUCGCCACAUACAGCAAUCAUCAUUGCGAACAUGUCCCCAAUUAGAGCCUGGUUCAUUACUGGUGCAUCUUCUGGGUUUGGAAGAUGCUUAACCGAGAUUGCAUUGAACGAGGGAGAUAUUGUUAUCGCGACCCUGCGCAAGCCACAAGCUCUUGACGAUCUCAAAGCUAAAUAUCCCUCCAACAAGCUAGCCAUCCUCAAACUCGAUGUUAGUAAACACGAUGAGAUCAUCUCCGCCUUCGACAAAGCGAAAGAGCUAUUCGGAAGGAUCGACGUCGUAUUUAAUAAUGCAGGAUACGGUCUCCAAGCAGAGGUAGAGGGAACGGACGAGCAGGUCUCCAGGACUAACUUCGACACCAACUUCUGGGGUGCGACGAAUGUCACCCGUGAAGCAGUGAAAUUCUUCAGGGAGGUAAACCCAGCAGGCCAAGGAGGUCGUAUUCUAGUCACCAGUUCUGAAUGUGGUAUUCACGGCUAUCCCAUCUACGGAUAUUACUGUGCCUCGAAGCAUGCGUUGGAGGGUGUUCAUGAUGCAUUAGCCAAGGAACUUGAUCCUGACUGGAAUAUCAAGAUCACCCUCAUUGAACCCGGGUACUUCGCUACCAAGGCGACACCUAAUAUGGCCGUCAAUGGAUCUCUGCUACCCCCUCAUCCGGCAUACACCAAACCCACUUUACCCGGCAAUGUCUUGCGGGGUUAUCUGGAGAACCCUCAGGCGGAAGGUUCAGACCCUGCUAAAGCGAUGCAGAAGCUAUACGAGUUCUCUUCGUUGUCUGACCCUCCUAUUAGGUUCCCUAUCGGAGAGGACGCUGUCGAUGCAUUGAGGAAGAAGGGUAAAGAGUACAUCGAUACGGCUGAGAGGUUUGCGUCUUGGUCAGAGAAUCUGCAACUUGACUAGUACAGAGGCAUAGGUCCGAUGCAGCGGUCCUGUUUUGAGAUAGCUGAAUCGUCGGGUAUCCGGGAAGAGUAAUCAUGUCAAUAGACUCUCAGACUUGGUGUAUGGGGAGUAAACGAAAAAGAAAGUAGGAGGCUGCAGGCUGUAAUUACUGAUGAAGUAGUCAGCACGUGUACAAAUAAGUGGGUCAUACCGAAAAUUGAAGUCUUAACUGAACCGUG